UGGUGGCAAUGGUUAGCGGCGCUCAAAUCGAGGCCAAACAUUAUGACUACAGUAUUGAAGACUAUAUGAAAGUAAAAGAGUCGCGAAAUUUCACGGGAAAAGUAGUUUUGACGACCGGCUCGUCGUCCGGCAUCGGAGAGGGUAUUGUCAAACUGUUUGCAAUACUCGGCGCACAUGUGGUCGUCACCGGACGUAACCAAACCGAGAUCGACAUCGUGGCCAAAGAGGUGGAGCAGUUGUCGCCCCACCAUUUAAAAGCCGAUUUGACCAAAACUAGUGAAAUGCAGUUUCUGUUGAACGAAACGAUCAAAACGUACGGAAAACUCGACGUUUUGGUGAAUAACGCGGGCAUCGGAUCAAUAGCUCAGUUGAUGGACAAAGACUUUAUGAAAUCAUACGACAGUGUCUUCAGUAUAGACCUGCGGGCAGUGGUUGAGCUCAACCGUUUGGCCGUGCCUUACCUUAAUCAAACCAACGGCACAAUUAUACACAUCUCCAGUAUGUGUACUCACGCACCCAAUAACUAUGGUAUGGAUUACUCGAUGGCCAAAGAGGCCAUGAAUAUGAUGACCCGAGUGAUGGCUAUGGAGUUGGGCCCAUACAUUCGUGUUAACACAUUAAGUCCGGGCGCUAUACUGACUGCCAGUUUCCGCGACAGUAAAGUGCCUAUUAUUGUAAAGAUAAGGGAAAGGGCUCUCCAUAACGCGCCCCUCAAACGCAUGGGUCAACCCCUGGACAUCGCUAAAGGGGUUGCAUUCCUGGCCUCAAUCGAUGCCGAGUUCCUGACCGGCGAAGAGAUUGUCAUCGAUGGCGGACUCAUCUAUAAUGUCGGCGUGGCGUUAAUAACGGGUUCGUCUUCGGGAAUCGGUUCGGCAACUGCUCUACUAUUGGCCAAAAGUGGUGCCAAUGUUGUAAUCACUGGACGUAAUGCCGAUAAUGUGUCCAAAGUGUGCAAAGAGUGUCUGAAAGGUCUGAAAGCACUUCCAGUGGUGGCAGACGUGACCAAAGAGGAAGAUCUCGACCGACUUCUCGACACUACUAUUAAAACUUUUAGUAAAUUAGAUAUUUUGGUGAAUAACGCGGGCAUUGGAUUCUACGCUCCCAUUACUGAUGCCGACUAUAUUCCCAAAUUAAAGGCAGUGUUUGACACAAACCUUAAUUCUGUGAUAUAUUUAACCCACAAAUCAAUACAAUAUUUGGAGAAAACUAAAGUAAAUAUAAUUAACAUCUCGAGUAUCGCUGACAUACAGUCUGUGAGUAUAAUUAUAAAUAGUGGAGGCAUAUCUCCGUAUCACAUGUCUAAAGCAGCUCUGGAUAUGUUCACCAAAUGUAUUGCCGUUGAUUUGGGCCCAAAAGGCAUUCGUGUUAAUUCAGUCAAUCCCGGUGCUAUUCGCACAGCAAUCAUUCGCGACAGCAAAAUGACUGAACAACAAAUUAAAAGCCUAUGGGAACGGGUGAAGAGCCGAUACCCUGUGAGCCGGUGUGGAGAGCCGUUAGAUAUCGCCAACACUGUUGCCUACCUGGCCAGUGACCAUGCUAGUUUUAUUACGGGAACUAUUAUGGUGGCCGAUGGCGGACAUCUGGCAGCUAAUAUCCGCAUGAAUUUUGAU
This is a messenger RNA of Medioppia subpectinata, 1610 nucleotides long. Lineage: Eukaryota; Metazoa; Arthropoda; Arachnida; Sarcoptiformes; Oppiidae. The record is from the annotation of a GenBank genome assembly.